Molecule: messenger RNA, 915 nt
Organism: Mitosporidium daphniae
Lineage: Eukaryota; Fungi; Microsporidia
Exons: 1
Coding region: 1-915 (304 amino acids)
Source: RefSeq, a predicted model, not a curated record
AUGAAAUUGAAUUUGUAUCUCACCUCAUUUCUUGCUACUGCAUUGGCACUUUCGAGCGUCGGAGAGGCCAAAGAAGAAAGACUUUUUGGAAUCGAAACGAUCCCCACGUAUAAUGGCCGCACCCAAUACGUUUACAUUUAUGGCCCCAACAAGCGUUCCCGCUGUGAGGCCGUCAAGGCAUGCAAAGCUCUUUCUGGCGGCCAUCUUGCCAGCAUUCCAUCUCAACAUGUUUUGAAAUAUCUGGAAAAGUUUGUCAAAAAGAGUCCCGCAUUUAUCGGAUCAUGGGAGGGAAAUGAUUACCAAGGUGCUGCUAUUGCAAUCUACCCCGGCGGAGCCAUUGCAAUUGCCAACCCCGAACUUGGCGAUUUUAUCUGCGAGGUACCUUUGGAUGGCGCGUGUACGUGCUCAGAAAGCUCAAGCACUGAAGACUUGGAGACUUCCACUACAUGGUGGUCCACCACGGAUAGCAGCGAGCCCACUACAUGCUCGUCCACUUCAAGCGACUCUACCAGCUGCUCAACUAGCUCUAGCACCAGCUCAACUAGCUGCAGCACCAGCUCAAGCGACUCUAGCAGCACUACCUGCACGAGCUCGACAUCAUCAAGCAGCUGCCCAUUCUACUUUAGUUCUGACAUUCAAGAGUCAACUUCCACCUGCGAUCAUUCCUCAUAUAACUCGUGCGAUUUGUUCGCUCCGAUUAACUUUUCCUUUUCAGCCGACUCCUCGUCUGAACCUUUUUGUGAUAUGAACUUUGGCUAUAAGAACGCUGGAGACAAUGCAAUCGGUAAUGAUGACAUGCCAAGCCCCCCCGUAGAUAAUGAUCCUGAUAGCACCCUCUCCACCAUAUCUGAAAAUUCUAGUGAAUAUGUCCCAGAUGUGGAAGAAUACUAUAAGACGUGGCCACUUUAUGAAUGA